GUAACUUCUCGGACAGAGGGCUGAGACAGGGAGGAGAAAAUAACACAGAACGACACAGCGAUCAGUAACUCACUGGAGCGCAAGAGGACUGAAUGCGAGCGUGAUGACAUCACAAAGCCCUUUGAUUCCGCUGCUGGUGACGCUGCUGUCGCUAGGCAGAUUUUCAUCAAGCCAGUCGGCAGAUCUUCCUGAGGUGCAGUUUUGGCCGGGUGGUUCUGUGACCCUACCUUGUCUGGUACCGGCGGGCUCCAGUAACAAUACCUCUUUCGAGUGGCAGAAGCAGAGCGUUGCCAUCGCUGGCACGAGCAGAACCACGCAGAACCCCCGAGUGUCAUCAGACAGGAAUCACUCCCUCGCGAUCACAAACUUGACUGGCCAUGACUCGGGCAUUUACACCUGCGUCGUCUCUGAUAGAGAACAGAGGAGAGAGGCUUCCGUGCGUCUGACUAUGGCGCUGUCUGGACCCAUUAUAACUCAGGACCCGGAUUCUGUGACUGGCACAGAGGAGGGAGAGGUCACUGUACCCUGCACAGUGACAAGAUUACCUCUAGGACGAGUGAGAUGGUACAGGGACACUGGCAGCGGCAGACAGUAUCUCUACUCUACAAUCCCUCCAUCCAAUGAGAGAAACAACCCCCGCGUGUCUUUUCUACAUCGAUUUUCCCCCACAGAUGCAUCCAUUCGAAUUGUGAAUCUGACCCCGCGUGACUCAGGAAUGUAUUACUGUGAUAAAUACACAGUGUUUGGUGGGACCCUCAUUGCUAGCGGCGCAGGGAGCAGGCUGAGUGUUCAAGCGCUGUCUGGACCCAUUAUAACUCAGGACCCGGAUUCUGUGACUGGCACAGAGGAGGGAGAGGUCACUGUACCCUGCACUGUGACAGGGGGUCCUCCAGGACCAGUGAGAUGGUACAGGGACACUGGCAGCGGCAGACAGUAUCUCUACUCUAUAGGAACCCCCCCGCCCAACGAGAGAAACGACCCUUGCGUGUCUCAAGUACAUCCAAACCACCCCACAGAUCUCUCCAUUCAAAUUGUGAGGCUGACCCUACAUGACUCAGGAAUGUAUUACUGUGAGAAAUACAGAGGGGAUGAUGGGUCCCUCAUUGCUAGCGGCGCAGGGAGCAGGCUGAGUGUGCAAGCGCUGUCUGGACCCAUUAUAACUCAGGACCCGGAUUCUGUGACUGGCACAGAGGAGGGAGAGGUCACUGUACCCUGCACAGUGACAGGGAUUCCUCUAGGAGCAGUGAGAUGGUACAGGGACACUGGCAGCGGCAGACAGUAUCUCUACUCUACAAUCCCUCCAUCCAAUGAGAGAAACGACCCCCGCGUGUCUUUUCUACAUCGAUUUUCCCUCACAGAUCUCUCCAUUCGAAUUGUGAGGCUGACCCCGCGUGACUCAGGAAUGUAUUACUGUGAUAAAUACACAGUGUUUGAAGGGACCCUCAUUGCUAGCGGCGCAGGGAGCAGGCUGAGUGUUCAAGCGCUGCCUCCACCCAUUAUAACUCAGGACCCAGACCUUGUGACUGGCACAGAGGAGGAUGAGGUCACUUUACUCUGCACCCUGUCCAGAUUGGGUCCUGCAGGACCAGUGAGAUGGUACACGGACACUGGCAGCAGCAGACAGUAUCUCUACUCUGCAGCAUACCCUCAGUCCAACGAGAGAAACGACCCCCGCGUGUCCAGAGUAUAUCCAGACAACCCCACAGAUCUCUCCAUUCAGAUUGUGAAUCUGACCCUGAGUGACUCAGGAAUGUAUUACUGUGAGAAAUACAGAGGGGAUGAUGGGACCCCCAUUGCUAAUGGCUCAGGGGCCAGGCUGAGUGUGCAAGCUGCUCCUGAGGUGACGCCCCCUCCCCGUUGCCACGGAUACAAGCAGGCCUGGCUGCCGUGCUUGGGUGGCCCCUCCCCAUCUGGGAAGGCGAUCCUGGGCGAGUCUCUGUUGGAGUUCUCUGUGAGUUUAUACCGCGCCAUCGCAGACGCCCAGACCAGCCCGCGCAACCUCUUCUUCUCCCCGCUCAGCGUCGCCAUGGCGCUCUCACACCUCCUGCUGGGAGCGCGUGGCGAUACCCAGUCUGCCCUGGAGCAAGCGCUGUUCCUCCCCGCUGAAUUUGAGUGCCUGCACAAGGAGCUGAGCAGCCUCUCCUCCCCCAACCUCCUGACUGCAUCCCAGAUCUACGUGAGGCAGGGUCUUGAACUGCAGGAGUUGUUCAAGAACCAAUCAAAAGAGUUCUACGGGGCGUGGCCUCAGCUACUGUCCAAUGACAGCGAAGCGAACGUGAGGCUGGUCAACGAUUGGGUGGCGAAGCACACGGAAGACAAGAUCAAGCACCUGCUGGAUGACGUGCCAGCGACCACAGAGCUGCUGCUGCUGAAUGCAAUCUACUACCAGGGGAAGUGGAAGAUCAGGUUUGAUGUGAAGAAGACAGUGAAGGAGGGGUUCCUGUCAUUUGGGAAGCAUGUCGUGGUGCCGGUGAUGAAGAGCCAGAGCUACAAACUGGCCUCCCUGCAUCAUCGUGGACUGCAGGCCAAGGUGGGCAGGUUCAUUCUCUCUGGUGGCGUCUCUUUCCUUGUCCUGCUCCCCACAGACCCCUCUCUGGACUCUCUCCUCGCACUCGAGUCCCGGCUGAGCUCCAAGCUCCUGGCUGACGUCGUGCAGCAGCUGAGACAGGCCACCGCCCACUCUACCAUGGUCUCGCUGCCCAGACUGCGGCUGGACGUCAAGACUGACCUGGCUUACAUACUGGAGAAGCUGGGUCUCUUGGAGCUCUUCAACUCCCCGAAUCUGUGUGGGCUGAGCCCCCAGGCGGGGCUGUUUGUGUCGGACGCUCUGCACCGCGCGGUGCUGGAUCUGGGGGAGAGCGGGGUGGAGGCAGCGGCGGCGACCUCGAUCUCGCUGGCCCGCUCCGUGUUCGUGUUCGACGCCCUGCAGCCCUUCAUCCUGGUCCUGUGGGACGAUGCGCUGCGGGCCCCGCUGUUCAUGGGACGAGUCACCGACCCGUCACAACCCAACUGAGGAGCACAGCGACGCAACACACAACAACACAUCACAUAACAACACAACACACAGCACAACAACACACAACAACAUACAACACAACAACACAACAACACACAACACAACCACACAACACAAAGCCCCCGAUUCUUCUGAUUCUCGCAGUUGCUCAGUAGUGUUUUGUCCACGCUAGGUUUCCGCAGACAGACCCGAGUGUCCUUCGCUCUCAGCGGCCCUUCUUUAGAGAACCAGCCGGAGCCAAGCGUCUGUGGAAAUAAAGAAGGUUUUGAUCAUUUCCAAUGUCUGUAUCAUCUUCAGUAUUAAUCACCUGCAGAAGGCUUUUUCUAUGUUGCUUUUAAAUAAAAAAAUAAUAAUAUA
Molecule: messenger RNA, 3373 nt
Organism: Polyodon spathula (Mississippi paddlefish)
Lineage: Eukaryota; Metazoa; Chordata; Actinopteri; Acipenseriformes; Polyodontidae
Product: plasma protease C1 inhibitor-like
Exons: 13
Coding region: 104-3013 (969 amino acids)
Biological process (GO): negative regulation of endopeptidase activity
Cellular component (GO): plasma membrane
Molecular function (GO): serine-type endopeptidase inhibitor activity
Source: RefSeq, a predicted model, not a curated record